This is a messenger RNA of Sclerotinia sclerotiorum 1980 UF-70, 174 nucleotides long. RefSeq lists its product as hypothetical. The transcript has 3 exons. The record is from RefSeq and is a predicted model, not a curated record. Bases 1 to 174 code for a protein of 57 amino acids. Gene Ontology annotation, cellular component: membrane. NCBI's taxonomy places the organism in Eukaryota, Fungi, Ascomycota, Leotiomycetes, Helotiales, Sclerotiniaceae.
AUGCCUUUCACAGCAAGCGAUAUCUGCAAGAUCAUUCUCGCCAUCAUCCUACCACCUCUUGGUGUAUUCCUCGAGAGAGGAUGCGGUGCCGAUUUGCUUAUUAACAUCCUUCUCACCAUCCUUGGAUAUAUCCCCGGUAUUAUCCACGCCUUAUAUAUUAUUCUGAAGUAUUAA